AUGGCAACCAUGAAGGCUUUAGUUGUAACGCCGAGAGACAAACUACUAUACACGGCAAACCCUGUCGCUACCCAGGAUCGCCGUAUAAUCGGAAGCGACUUUACGGGUGUUAUCACGAAAGUUAGCACAGAUGUCGAGAAGCUAGAUGAUCCUCGUACUCAAGUCGGCACGCGCGUUGCGAGCUUUGUCCAAGGCGCCUGUUCGGUCAACGAGCGUGCGGGUGCAUUUGCGCAAUAUGUUUGCGUUGAGUGGGACCUCGCGUGGCAUGUUCCUGACGACAUGCCGCUCGAAGAAGCCGCCAGUAUCAGCAUGUGCGGCCUCACUGCGGCCCAAGGGCUUUUCAGCAGACUUAAAAUCCCGUGCCCCUUUUCUAAGACAGAAGGCUUCGACCGGCUCAACCUCAGGUCUGGAGAAGAAGUGAAUUUUCUCAUUUACGGAGCGACUGCAUCUCUAGGCCUUUUUGCGGCACAACUUGUCCGAUUGAGCGAACAAGUCUCAGGCACAAAGAUUCGUCUAAUUGGGCUAGCUAGCGCAUCAAAUCACGAUUUGUUGCGAGAAGAGCCCUACAAAUUCGAUGUUCUUAUUGACUACCACGAUGCCGAUUGGCCCGAACAAGUUCGAAAAUUGACAGAAUCAUCUGGCGGUGUUCAUUACGCCGUCGAUACCAUCUCUAUUUCGCCAUCUGUUGAACAAGUCGAAUCGACUCUAGCCCCUGACGGCCGUUUUGCAGUAUAUCGAAGUCCGGCCCUCGGGAAGUUUGACAUCAACAAGCUGCACCACAAGCCUAUGAUUGGCGCAGUGUGGGAGGGUCUAGGCGUGGAGAUUGGUUAUCAAGGUGCUAGCAUUCCAGCAAACCCAGAGGCACGUAGAUUUGCUGCCGAGUUUUUUGCGUUUCUUGGUUCGGAAGGCUCGCAAAGAAAGGCGAAGUUGGCAGGCAACCCAAUCCGCCAGAUGCCUGGUGGCCUCGAGAAGAUUGCUGAAGGUCUCGCGCUCGUAUCUCCAAACAAGAUGCCUGAGGUUCGUCCGAUUAGUGCGGAAAAGGCUGUCUACACCAUUGUGUAA
This is a messenger RNA of Fusarium vanettenii 77-13-4, 1062 nucleotides long. RefSeq lists its product as uncharacterized. The record is from RefSeq and is a predicted model, not a curated record. Lineage: Eukaryota; Fungi; Ascomycota; Sordariomycetes; Hypocreales; Nectriaceae. The transcript has 4 exons. Bases 1 to 1062 code for a protein of 353 amino acids. Gene Ontology annotation, molecular function: oxidoreductase activity, acting on NAD(P)H.